AACGCAACGGCGUGGGGGAGGGACGGCCGUGUGUGUGUCUGUGUUGUUGUUCCGCGGCGGCGGCGGCGGCGGCGGUAAGAUGGCUGCCCACGGGGGCUCCGCGGCGGCGUCGGCGCUGAAGGGGUUAAUUCAGCAGUUCAUGGCCAUCACCGGUGCAAGUGAAAGUGUAGGAAAACAUAUGCUUGAAGCUUGUAACAACAACCUGGAGAUGGCGGUCACUAUGUUUUUGGAUGGUGGAGGAAUUGCUGAGGAGCCCAGUACCAGUUCAGCAAGUGUCUCUGCAGUCAGACCACACACAGAAGAAGAAGUUCGUGCCCCAAUUCCUCAAAAGCAAGAAAUAUUGGUGGAGCCAGAACCUUUGUUUGGUGCCCCUAAAAGACGAAGGCCUGCACGUUCAAUAUUUGAUGGUUUCCGAGAUUUUCAAACUGAAACUAUUAGGCAAGAACAGGAAUUAAGAAAUGGAGGAGCAAUAGAUAAGAAACUCACCACCCUUGCAGAUCUGUUCCGGCCCCCAAUUGACUUGAUGCACAAAGGCAGCUUUGAAACAGCCAAAGAGUGUGGCCAGAUGCAGAAUAAGUGGCUGAUGAUAAACAUUCAAAAUGUACAAGACUUUGCAUGCCAGUGCCUCAACCGUGAUGUGUGGAGCAAUGAAGCUGUGAAGAAUAUUAUCCGGGAACAUUUCAUUUUCUGGCAGGUUUAUCAUGACAGUGAGGAAGGUCAGAGAUACAUACAGUUUUAUAAAUUAGGGGAUUUCCCCUAUGUUUCCAUCUUGGACCCACGGACAGGUCAGAAGCUAGUAGAGUGGCACCAAUUAGAUGUGUCUUCUUUCUUGGACCAAGUAACAGGGUUUCUGGGUGAACAUGGGCAACUGGAUGGACUUUCUAGCAGUCCCCCCAAAAAAUGUGCCCGAUCAGAGAGCCUCAUAGAUGCCAGCGAAGACAGCCAGCUGGAAGCCGCCAUCAGAGCCUCUCUGCAGGAGACACAUUUCGACUCAGCACAGGCAAAGCAGGAUAACCGCUCAGAUGAAGAAUCUGAAUCGGAACUUUUUUCUGGCAGUGAGGAAUUCAUAUCGGUUUGUGGCUCUGAUGAAGAAGAGGAGGUAGAGAAUCUUGCUAAGUCCAGAAAAUCUCCUCAUAAAGAUGUGGGGCACAGAAAAGAGGAGAACAGAAGGCCACUGAUGGAGCCCCCAGCCAGAACUGAGCCUGGCACAGCCACAAACCAUCAAGGGUUGCCAGCCAUGGACCCUGAGCUCUUGGAGAUGUCACCCGAAAAGUCAGAUGGAAUAGUGGAGGGGAUAGAUGUCAAUGGACCAAAAGCACAGCUAAUGCUACGGUACCCAGAUGGAAAAAGGGAGCAGAUCACUCUUCCAGAGCAAGCUAAACUGCUGGCUUUGGUGAAGCACGUCCAAUCUAAAGGAUAUCCAAAUGAACGUUUUGAACUUCUUACCAAUUUCCCUCGGAGGAAGCUCUCUCAUCUGGACUAUGACAUUACCUUACAAGAGGCAGGCCUCUGUCCUCAAGAGACUGUCUUUGUACAGGAAAGAAAUUAACACCAUGACCUGACCUCUCUCAGCUUACCCCUUCUUCCCUUUUCCUGUGAGAUACCAUGUCCCUAAGUAUGCAUUUUGGCUCAUAGGACUAUAGAGCCAAAACUGGACAAGCAAGUCACCUGCCUUUCCUUUAUUUCUUUCUGUCACCUGCAAUUAGUGUCUCUCCUGCUUCUCUUUCUCCUCUUUUCCUCUGUGAUUUUCUUCUUUUUCUCACUUUUUUUCUUAUCACAUGUGACCAAAUGAAAGUGUAAAGAUAAGGAUAAGAUCUCUCCCAGUACUGGCAGCAGAAAUGUGUGUUAUAAUUGGUCUCUUUUGUGGCACCUUUUUGGUAUCUAGUGAUGUUAACCAUAGACUCCUAUGACAAAGAAUGGCUAGAAUCAGAAUUUAAAAACAACCCCAUUUUUGGUAGGUAAAAGAAAUUGUUCUUCAUAUAAAAAGGUCUCUUAAUAAGAUAUCCAGGCUUUUGUUUAUGUGGGAGAUGAUCCCCUUAUACUAUUGCUCAUCAUAUUUAAAAUUUCCCUCCAAGAUUCCCAUCUUCCAGUUACAAGAGUUAUUUCCAUGAUGUGUGUUAUUGGCAGAAUGAGUGCUUAGUGUAUUGUAUAGCCAGGGUGGCUUUCAGUGUUCUAACCUGAGACAGUUUUCUUUAUUAUUGCUCUAUUAGUUAUAUUCCUCUUUCCAGUCCUGGGAUGAACCUUUAGUGAGCAUCUUGUAUCUGGGCUUGGUAGGAAGGUGCUUGCUGUUUUUGCCUGCACAGCCAAUUAGUUCCUUUGUUUUCAUUGUCUGAGUCUGUAGUGUUCUGUAGGAAGGCAGGUGUUCAAUAAUCAUGUAGUACAAUGGCUUAUAAUUGUAAACACUAUGGUUAUUGAUUGUCCUAUGUGCUUAAGGCAUACUUAGGUAUGUCCCGGGGUUGGGGGGGGUGGGCAGGGUGGGGUAGCCUGCAGCUGAGAGUUGCUAGAUGUUCUUUUGGUUAGAAAUAGUGAUUUUGUUUACCCCCAAUUGGAAAUACUCUAAAGUGCUCUGGUAACUAAAUUCCUCAUGUUCUUUUAUUCUAUAAAAUUUUAAAACUGAAAGUCUCUGAUAGGAAGACCUUAAAACCCAGUUCAUGAGACAACAGUUAGUAAGAAGGACAUUACCAGUAACCGUCAGAUGUGAGUCUUUUUCUGCCAACAAGUCAACAUUCAAGUUGUAUUUGGUGAAAGCUUUUUUUCAGUAUUAUUUAGAAGAGGCCACCUGAGUUUAUAUAGCACUAUAUUAUCAUCAGCUUUACUCUGUGCUCAGUUCUUUCUUGAGCUUUUAGAUAGAGUGCUCCAGCAGAACAGUAGUGAUUGGUGGGAAAAUAAAACUUGAAACUGCUUAUAAAACCAUUUCUAUAGGAUUGACCUGUCUUGUCAAUUGGAGAUUUCGAUUGAUUCUUGUACUUGAGGAACAUAAAUUGUGAUUGCUCAGAGACCUUUGGGUUCCUGUGUCCUUGCAGGUUGCUCUCUUGGUAACUAGGGGUUAAAAAGAUAAGCUAAGGGAUGUGGUAUGUUUCUAGUGUGCGAUGGUAGAAUAUGGUUGUUAAUGGUUGGAUUUUGAGGGACCUCCCUAAAGAAUGGGUUAUGUAUCUCCUCAAGGAAAUCAUGGGAAAUUCUGUUAUUUUUCAGUGAGUCCUUUUGAAUUAAUGUUCUUACAUUUUUUUCUAAGUCUGUGUAAGUGCUUAUGUAUAAGUAUAUAAUUGUAUAAAUAUUUAUAAAUAUAUUUAUAUAAUUACAAUUUCAUUUAUACUUUUGAGUCAAAGUUCUCUCUUUAGAUUGGUGACUGAAUAAUACCACUUUGGUGUUUUUAUAGCGCUUGAGGCUUAACCAACAGUUUGGAUUUAUUGAGCAAGCAUGGUAAUUCCUCAGUUGUAGCUUUGAACUUGAAUAAAAACUGACUGAGGAAUGGAGCUGUGUACUCUCAAAUGUACAAAACUAAUAGUCAAGGAAAGCAGCCUAAAGCCUCCGGGAGCCCCAGGGUAAAAGUGAGAGCAUUCUCAGCUUUGCUAUGCUGGCACCGUCUCCACUCCUAGCAUAAGCCCAGCUAAAGCCCAAACCAGUCAAGAGUUGUCCCUUCCAGGACUCUGCCUCAUUCUCUAUAGAGUAACCUGUCUUGAGAACCUGAGGCAGGAUGUUGAGAGUGAGAGGGUGUAUGCAGUUCUUUUUUUUUUUUUUUAAAUAUACUUAGCAUUGGCAAAUCCAUUUAUGAGAAAUUAAGAUGACUGAGUAUAUAUGUGUGUUAAGAGACAAGGCACUACACAUAUAUCAAGCUUAGUAAGGAUGAUGAGCUGUGGGGGACUUUACUCAUUUUGACCAGGAUUGGCCCAUGGGAGGAAGAGUUAUAGAUAUACAUGAGAAAAAUAAAUGGAAAUAUUGCCUUGCUCAAGUAUUUAGUUUAUGUAAGAAGUUUGUCUUUGUUCUUCUGCAUGUUGUUUUUCUUUCAAGGGGGAGCUUUUACUGGACAGUCAAAUGAAGUCUGUGUUAGUUAAACAUAGUGAUUCCCUAUAGGUAGUAGACAUAGCUCAGAAGUUUUUAAAGUAAGGAGGAAAGGGACAAGAUAAACUUGAGAGUGACAUAUAAAGAAAGGGAAUGAAAACUUGUGAAAGAAAUGCUGUCUGAACGUGAGCACAGUACCAGCUGAGGGCAGAGCAGGACUGGUUGUGGGUAGCUAGCGUGUGCUGUGUGAGACAUGUGUGUGUUUCCUCCUUCAGUCUUCAUGCAAUCCCUACACAGUAUAUUCUACUCAUUUAUAAAUGAGGAAGAAAACUGGAAUUCGUACAGCUUGUUCAACAUGUCAUUACUGGUAAGGGUCACAUUAAAAUUAGAGCCCAGAGUCUGUUCUCUCACCCUUGUGUGGUAUGUUAUCCCACGUCAGUUGGAGUCCCUUUAUUAUAAUAUAUUAUAACAAUAAGGUCAUCUUAUUUUUCAGCUUUGUCAGCUAAAGGUUUUUGUUUCCUUAAAGCUGGAAGGGAUAGUUGGGGUCAAGAUUGUGGGAUUUGUACUAUCCCUAUAAAAUCUUAAUUAUGCCAUUUUUAACAGACAGUUAUCCAUUGUUUUUUAAAAAUAAUUCAGUAAGGAAAAUAACUGCAGCAUUAUUUGCCAAGAAUAGAUGGAAACCAUAGAAAGAUUUUUUUUUAAAAAAAGAAGAUACAAUUAUCUUUUCUGAUAGGUUAUUCAUGAUAGGUUAUUGAACAACCUUUGUUUUUAUAUCUUUUUGUUUUGUCCUGCAUACAACUCUACUGUAUUAGCACCCUAUUGAGUCUGUAGUCUACAUCGGAAAUAUUUUGAAAGCUAAGAUCUCUUUGAACUGUUUCAUCCAAUUAAGGAAUCAUCUGUAUACAUGGAUAACAGCAGGAAGGUGAGUGUUACCCCUUUCAGGGUUGAACUGUGAUAAUAGGAACUCAGGAGGGAAGGAUCGUGUAGGUUUAAUUAGGGAUGUUCUCCCAGGUGCUGUGGCUCAUUCUUGACUGCCUCUUUAAAAUACUAGAUUUGAAGCAUUAAGUUUAUCCGUAAGUAAAGACCUUUGUCCAAGUAAUAAAGAAUUUUAAACUCCAGUACUAGCAGUUCUUUAAUUAGCAGGAAUCUCACUUGAACACUAGAGAAAAAUACCAGAGGGCUCCUGAAAAAUUAAGGCAGGAUUUCUCUCCUUGGGUACAAUUCAUGGUGUUUGAUCAAAUUCAUGGUGUUUGAUCUUGGUGGGCUUAGUACACUUGGGUAACAACUUUGCUUCUUGUUAUCUUGGCAAGCUACUUUCCUUCUCUGACUCUAGAAUUUCUUGUUUGAAAAACAGAAUCGAGAAAAAAGAAAAACAGAAUUGGACUAGAUUAGUUCUGUCUUUUCAAGUCAGAGGACUUUAGAUGUUUUUAAGUUUUGACAUGAGUGGAGAAGGAUAGGGUUAACUACUAGUAGAAUUAACCUCAUGGAGGAACUGUGCCUGGAAUCAUAACCCUUACAGAUAAAAAUAUCCCCAAAGUAUUAUGCAUCUGGUCUCUCCCUUUUUCAUUCUCAGACUAAUUAAAGUGUUAAAACUGUACUUGUUAAUCAGUUCCUUUCAUUUUUUUCCUGUGUCCAAGUAUCUUUUACCCAAUCUCUUAUAGACCUCACUGUGAUGAUGAAAUCACAGAGUACAGAAUACAGAUCUAGUGAUCUUGAAACAGCCAGUUACCUUUUAAAAGCUUAAUGCUGUACGCCUACUGAGUUUUAAGAAUGACUGAAAUGUGAGUGUGAAGCAGGUGUCUCCAGCACUGGAACUGAAUUUGUGUGCUUUAAGCUAGACUGGCUCAGCAGUUGUGUAAGUUGGGAAAUUCACACUUGGUUUGGGCAGAUGUGACCUUUUCAAUUUUCCAUUAAGCUGAUGUUUAAAAUAGUUCUUGUCCUGUAGAGGGGAUCUUUGUAGUGUCACACCGUUUAGAGAUCAUUUGUUUACUUCCUUAAUAGUAAAUUAUGGAGUACAAAUUUAUGAGUAAUGCCUUGCGUAAAACUAAAACUUGAAAAGUAAUGAGGAUAGGAAGAAUCAGCCUCUCGGGCCACACUUUUCCAGCAGCUUCAGCCUUAAUGAGUAGGCUGCUGCUUUCAGUCUCUACCACCUGAGGAACCACUAUCCUUGAGCAGAUACCUAAAGGCCAUUGGGCGGUGAAUGAAUAUUCAACAUUAUUGGUUUGCCUUACUUGAUAUUUCAGUUGUUUACUAUGAAACUCAGAAUCCCUAGUUCACAUUUUAGAAUGGGGCGGGAAUGUUCUUUAGACCUCAAAAUAACCAAAGAGUACCAUUCUAAUAUAUUGAUUUCUCCUGUAAUACAAAGAUUUAAUAUUUCAGUGAUGAUUAUUUGUAUUUUAGACUCACCUUCGUGUUAGUCCCAGUAAUGAGACAGCUUAGAAUUAAGAGGUAUUUGGUUUGUUUAUUUUUAAGAGUAGAGAUUAUUAUAGCCUUGGUUAGUUUCUCCAUUAAAGAACUUGGGUGCCUAGGUUAUUGGAUAUGAUGAAUCCCUGAAGUGAAACUACCUUUUAAUCUUUCUUCUCCAUUCUCUUUUUUGUCUUAUUUUGUUUCGUUUUCAAACGUUUAUGUAGUUCAGGCUAACCUCCCCCUCACCCAGGACACAGUUUCUGUAAGUAGUCUUGGCUGUCUGGAUCAGGCUGGCCUCUUAAGUAACUGUGUAGUUAAACAUAACCAGGAACCUCUGGGUCUUCCUUGGAUUACAGUUAGCCACCAUGCCUGUCUUUCACCUAAUUCCUCCAAAAAUUAGCGCGCUCUCUCUCUCUCUCUCUCUCUCUCUCUCUCUCUCUCUCUCUCUCUCUCUCUCCCUCCCUCCCUCCCUCCCUCUCUCCCUCCCUCCCUCUCUCCCUCCCUCCCUCUCUCCCUCUCUCCCUCUCUCCCUCUCCAGGGUUUCUCUAGCCUUGGAGCCUUUCCUAGAACUCACAACUCUCUAGACCAGGCUGGCCUCAAACUCACAGAGAUCCGCCUUCCUCUGCCUCCCGAGUGCUGGGAUUAAAGGCGUGCGCCACCACCACCCGGCUUCUCAUUUUUUAUUAAUUAAUAUAGAAGGGAAUAUAUUGAGGCAAAUAUGCUUUUUACAGCUUCUUUCUUCCUAAGGAGAAUUCACAUUCCAAGUAAGAGGAUGGCUGACUCUAUAAUAAGCCCCCCAGGGCACUUUGUUUAUUUAUAGAUUUUUGGUUGCCCUACCUAAACCUCACCAUUCUCUUAAAUAUUUUGGUUUUUAAAGACACAACUACUAAACCAGUACUUAGUUUAAAGCACACUCAAGGUUGGCCUUGAGCUCUUCUGGGGUUAUAUAAUACACCUGGCUUAACCUGAUGAAUUUUGGCUGUUUUUAAUACAGCCCUUACAUCAUAUAACCCAAAAUAAACUUGGGUUCUCCAUAUGUACUGAUUACUUGAUUAAACAUAGUGAAGAAGUUUACAGAAAUUUGCUUGUGGGGCUGGAGAGAUGAGCAGUUGUUCUUGCAGAAGUCCUGGGUUCAAGUCCCAGAAACCAUAUAGCAGCCCACAACUGUCUAAGUCCAAUUCUAGGGAAUCCAACUCUUCUGAAUCAGAAGCUGAGGCAGGAGGAUUGGUAGUUCCAUGUCAGUGUGAAGUUAUAUUCCAAGAUCUUGACUCAAAAAUAAAAUUCUCCUUGCCUCAUCCUUUAUUGAAUAUACCUGUACUUUACUGUGGCAUGUAUUUGUACAUCACAAUGCUCUUCUAGUUCCAGCUAAAUGCAGUCUAUCAAGAAUUAUAAUUAAAACUACUACAGUACCACAAAUAGUGACUGUAUGAACACAGGUCUUACUGCUCUGGAGGAAAAUAGUGAGAUGUGGAAUUACCAGUUUAUAUAGUGAGUUUAGGUUUGAUUUUAUAAGAAGCCAGAAAUUAUAGAGCCAGAGAUAUGACUCAGCACUUAAGAGUACAUGCUGCCCUUGCAGAGGACCUGGGUUUAUUUCCCUAUACCUACGUGGUAGGCCACAACCAUCCAUAACUAAAGUCCCAGGGAAUCUGAUGCCCUUGUCUAACCUCUGAGGCCACUAGGUAUGCAUGUGGUACACAAAUAUACAUUUAGGCAAAACAGUCAUACACACAAAGUAAAUAAAAUGAAAAAUUUGUUUUAGAGAACCAGUAAUAGUAAUUUGCCUAAGAACAACCACAUUAGAAGUACGGGAAGUUACAUCAUUGCAUUUAAUUCUUUGGCAGUUAUCAGCAGACCUUUAUUGUAUAAUGGUACUGCUACUAGCAAUUAAAUUGCUCUAAGGUUUUAUAUGCCUUAUAAGGUCACUUAGGUUUUCCAGUGGGAAGAAGAGCCCAGCUAAACAGGGUCAAUAGGUAAUGCCUAAUCACCUGUCUCCAAGAGAGAGAAAGUUACGAGCUGGUGUGUAUUCAGGAUCCUGGUUGGAUUCCCAAGCAUUACCAAGAACGGUUUUUAAUCUAGGAUAGCAAGAGUCAGUUAUUGAUUAUUAAAAAUUGGGGACUAUUUUAAGUGAGAAGUUCUGGCCUGAAAUUUUCCCUUUCUCAGAUUCCUUUUAAUUUUAUUCAUGGGCUCGUUUGGGAAUCUUAACUGAUAGGAACCAUUCACUCUUGUGCUGAUUUCUUUCUUGUGUCAAGAUUGCUGAUGUUACAGUGUGUGACCCCAGGAUGAAUUUCAAGCUAAUGACAGAAUACUUAUAUUCAGUUGGAUACCAUGUUUUCAACAAAAUGAGUUUAUGGUGUGCUUUUCUCACAAUUUUUUACCAAUAAAAUGUCAAAUACUAAAUGAUGUGAUUCAAAAUGCAAAUAGGCUUAUGAAGCUAAUCAUAUACUUCUGUCUGUGUUGUUGUGCUGCCUCCA
Messenger RNA from Alexandromys fortis (reed vole), 8876 nucleotides. It is a transcript of the gene Ubxn7, whose product is annotated as UBX domain protein 7. Gene Ontology annotation, biological process: proteasome-mediated ubiquitin-dependent protein catabolic process. Gene Ontology annotation, cellular component: nucleus. Lineage: Eukaryota; Metazoa; Chordata; Mammalia; Rodentia; Cricetidae. The transcript has 11 exons. Gene Ontology annotation, molecular function: ubiquitin binding. Bases 80 to 1549 code for a protein of 489 amino acids. The record is from RefSeq and is a predicted model, not a curated record.